GCGUUAGGAAAAGGAGGGCAUUUCCGGCUCCGGUGUCAUGGCGGACUCCUACUCUGAAGGUGUGCCGGCAGUUCGCAACGGAAAGAGGGAGCAGUUCGGGAGCCGGUUCUUGAGCGACCCGGCGCGCGUCUUCCACCACAAUGCCUGGGACAAUGUGGAGUGGUCAGAAGAGCAGGCCGCGGCAGCGGAGAAGAAAGUCCGGGAGAACAGUGCUGCCCCGCGAGUGCCCCAGGAGAAGCAAGUUGAUUAUGAGAUCAAUGCCCACAAAUACUGGAAUGACUUCUACAAAAUCCAUGAAAAUGGGUUUUUCAAGGAUAGACACUGGCUUUUUACUGAAUUCCCAGAGCUGGCACCUAGCCAAAACCAAAAUCACUUGAAGGGUUUGCUGUCAGAGGACAAGAGGAGUGAAAUACCUGCGUGUAGAAGCAGUGAGGAUGGACCUGGUUUAACAGCAGAAGAACAGCACAAGUGUUCUUCGAGCAGCCUUAGAGAUAAAACACAGGUGUCUUCUGUGGAGAAGAACGUAACUCAGGAGCUCAGUCACCUGAGAAUUUGUGCUGAUGAGUUUCCUGGAUCCUCAGCAACCUACCGAAUACUUGAGGUUGGAUGUGGUGUAGGAAACACGGUCUUUCCAAUUUUACAAACUAACAAUGACCCAGGGCUCUUUGUUUACUGUUGCGAUUUUUCUUCGACAGCUGUGGAACUGGUCCAGUCACAUUCAGAGUAUGAUCCUUCUCGGUGCCUGGCCUUUGUUCACGAUCUGUGUGAUGAAGAUCAGAGUUACCCAGUGCCCAGGGACAGUCUCGAUAUCAUCAUUCUCAUAUUUGUUCUUUCAGCAAUUGUUCCAGACAAGAUGCAGAAGGCUAUCAACAGGCUGAGCAAGCUUCUGAGGCCCGGAGGGAUGAUGCUCCUGCGAGAUUACGGCCGCUAUGACAUGGCGCAACUUCGGUUUAAAAAAGGUCAGUGUCUGUCUGAAAAUUUCUAUGUGAGAGGUGAUGGCACCAGAGUUUACUUCUUCACACAAGAUGAACUGGACACACUUUUCACUGCUGCUGGGCUGGAGAAAGUUCAGAACCUGGUGGACCAUCGGCUGCAAGUCAACCGGGGGAAGCAGCUGACAAUGUACCGAGUUUGGAUUCAGUGCAAGUACCGCAAGCCUCUGUUGUCCAACACUGGCUGAGGCGCCUGCUCCUGACACGACCAGAGCUCGCUGUGCGCCUGGCCUUGAAAGAACAUCCAUGAAUCGUGCUUUGUUGGUGUUGGACAGCUGAAGGAUUCAAACAGACUCAAGCCUUGAACCUAGGGAAAAUUACUUUUUAUCAAGAUUCUAGCAAUUUAACUGUGCUUUUUAUUUGUGAAGCCCUUUAAUACAUACUUUUCUCAAAGAAUUUGUCGUACUAUUCUGUAGCUAAUAACUGAAAUUUUAUUCAUGGGAAUUUUAAAUUUAAAAAGCAUCAAGAUUCAUUUCUAUGUGGAAGUAUUAUAUAUGAUAAAGUGUUAUUUGAUGGUAUAUGGCAUUAAAUUAUUUGGGAAUUCAGAUACCUGGAUUAGGCAGUUGCAGUUGGUAAAUAUAUAGAUGAAUAAAAGUUUUAUUAAGUGGUGGGGGAAGCAAGUUGAGAAGAAUCAUAUUUGUCUUUGGAUGUUUUCCUGACUCAACAAUAUCCCUUUAAAGAGCUUCAAAAUGAGGUGUUCUUGUUUAGUAUGUGGUCGUGGUCUCUGCUUAAUCUUAAUA
Messenger RNA from Trichechus manatus latirostris (Florida manatee), 1732 nucleotides. RefSeq names its product methyltransferase 2A, tRNA N3-cytidine (gene METTL2A). NCBI's taxonomy places the organism in Eukaryota, Metazoa, Chordata, Mammalia, Sirenia, Trichechidae. The coding region runs from base 38 to 1180 and encodes 380 amino acids. The transcript has 9 exons. Gene Ontology annotation, molecular function: tRNA (cytidine-N3)-methyltransferase activity. The record is from RefSeq and is a predicted model, not a curated record.